AUGGCCCAUAAGAGGUCAUUGGAGGCACUGAUUAACAGAACAUUGAAAGAUCUUCGUGGCAACCAGAAUAUUUUUGGUGGGGCCAUAAUUCUGUUGUCAGGUGGUUUUCGUCAGACUCUUCCAGUUAUUCCCCGAUCAGCUGUUGCUGAUGAACUAAAUGCAUGCCUAAAAUCAUCAAAUUUGUGGCAGUACGUAAAGACACUCCAAUUAGCAACUAACAUGCGAGUAUUUUUGCAAGAUGAUGAAAAUGCAAAUGUGUUUCAAAAGCAGUUUUCAGAUAUUGGAAAUUAUAAAGUUGCAAUGGACACCUCGACCGUAUUCAUCAUAUUAUCCACACAUUUCUGUCACAUCAAAGAUUCAAAAGAGGAGCUUAUUCAGCGUGUUUUCCCAGAUAUAGCGCAAAAGUUCAAUAACCAUAAUUGGCUGGGUGAACGAGCAAUAUUGGCAGCGAAAAAUAAAAAUGUCGAAUAUUUCAAUGCGACCAUUCAGAAUUUUCUUCCAGGACAGUUGGUUUCCUUCAAAUCAGUCGACACCGUUAUGAACCAGGAUGACGUAGUCAACUAUCACACGGAGUUUUUAAAUUCACUGGAAUUUCCUGGAUUACCACCUCAAAAUCAGCAGUUUAAAGUAGGAUCAGUUGUCAUCAUGCUGCAUAACAUUAAUCACCCUCGACAUGCAAUGGACCAAGACUGUCUGUGA
Messenger RNA from Eupeodes corollae, 699 nucleotides. RefSeq lists its product as uncharacterized. Gene Ontology annotation, biological process: DNA repair; telomere maintenance. Gene Ontology annotation, molecular function: DNA helicase activity. The record is from RefSeq and is a predicted model, not a curated record. Lineage: Eukaryota; Metazoa; Arthropoda; Insecta; Diptera; Syrphidae. The transcript has a single exon. Bases 1 to 699 code for a protein of 232 amino acids.